Messenger RNA from Solanum pennellii, 600 nucleotides. Its product is annotated as 60S ribosomal protein L37. The record is from RefSeq and is a predicted model, not a curated record. Gene Ontology annotation, cellular component: cytosolic large ribosomal subunit; ribosome. The transcript has 4 exons. Gene Ontology annotation, molecular function: RNA binding; structural constituent of ribosome. Bases 135 to 422 code for a protein of 95 amino acids. NCBI's taxonomy places the organism in Eukaryota, Viridiplantae, Streptophyta, Magnoliopsida, Solanales, Solanaceae. Gene Ontology annotation, biological process: translation.
AUGGACUUCAUUUCUAGGCCCAAAUCGUAAAGCAAAAAAACAAAUAAAAUCACUGAAAACCCUAAAAACCCUAAUUCCUUUUCGUAUAAUUUUCUAGCCAAGACAUCGUCGAAGCUUGAGGAAAAGCUGCACAAAUGGGAAAAGGAACAGGAAGUUUCGGUAAGAGGAGGAACAAGACACACACACUGUGUGUUAGAUGUGGUCGACGUAGCUUCCACAUCCAGAAGAGUCGUUGUUCAGCUUGUGCUUACCCUGCUGCUCGUCUCAGAAAAUAUAAUUGGAGUGUCAAGGCACUUAGAAGAAAGACCACUGGAACUGGUCGCAUGAGGUAUCUCCGCAAUGUUCCCCGCAGGUUUAAGACAAACUUCAGAGAAGGAACUGAAGCAGCUCCAAGGAAGAAGGGUACUGCUGCAGCCUCUUAAGUUUCUAAAGAAGCAGUUUGAUGCUGUUUCGUUUUGAUUGUCUUUCAUUUCGCUGAUGAAUCGAAGUUUUGAAUAUUUUUUUUGUGGAAUAUUACCUCUCAUCUGUUAGAUUGGAAUUAUUGCUGUUAAAGAUGUAUGUCCAAUGGAUUUGGUUUGUGUUUGAUAUUUAGCUUAAUCA